CGUUACACCAUUCGAGUCCCAAGUCUCUCCCUUUUCUUAUAAAUACAAAACCCUUUUUUAAGCUUGUCUAUUCACUUUCAAGCUAAAAAAAUACAUAUCAAACAUAUUCGAUGGCAGUGAGGUUCAAGAGAGUGGCCGAAGCCUUUGACAGGGCGUCAAGGGCCAGGGCUAAUUGCGACGAGAGUAGCGGGAGCGAGCGACAUUUGUCGCCCGCUCCCGAAAGUGAUCUGUCUGAUCUUGUGAAUUCGUUUAUUGAUGGAGAAGAAGGUGAUAGUGGUAUGAAGGAGGACAAGUUAGAUGUGACUAGUGAUGAAAAUGAUGUGGGAGAUUAUUGGGAAAAUUGUGUCAAUUCGUUGCGCGAUUAUUUGGAGGCAAAAUGCAGCGAUGGUGAUGUGAAGAUGAGGAUUCGAAUGGAAGUCGAAUUAGCGUGCAGUGGGUUAGGGGUUGAUCGAUCUUCGCCGGAGUUUAAACGCGGUUUGAUGACUAGUUUACGUCAAAGAGGUUUUGAUGCCGGUCUUUGCAAAUCAAAGUGGGGAAAAACAUCGCAACUACCACCAGGAAAUUACGAAUACAUCGACGUCAAUGUAGCCGGACAUCGUUACAUUGUCGAAGUUGCUCUGGCCAGCGAGUUCGAAGUGGCUCGAUCCGCAGACGGCUUCGCCGCCUUACUCAAAACUCUCCCUCCCAUAUUCGUCGGAGAACCCGAAUCGCUGAAGCAAAUUGUGAGAUUAAUGUGCAGAGCAAUCAAGAAAUCCAUGAAUAUACAUGAAAUGCCUCUGCCACCGUGGAGACGCUACGCUUACAUGCAAGCGAAAUGGUUUAGCUCAGAUUACAAAAGAACGAUUAAUGAAAUUUCUUCUAGGAAGGGCUUAGAUUUGCAUGAGAAACCGGAGAAGAAGAGAGCUGUAGGGUUUACGCCACUGCCGGUGAUUAAUCGAUUUUAUUUUUGCAGAGAAGCGUGUGUUAGUAAAGUUGGAUCAAGAGUGGGGAAUUUGGCUAUGGUGAUGAAUGGGAAGGAAUUGUUGCAGUAAUAUAGUGUAGAUAAUAAUGUUGUGUGGUUUGCUUUGGGUAUUACCUUUUUUUGGUUCUCGAUAUUGUAUUAAUUCACCUGUUGGAUACAAAUUGUUUUAUUUAUGGUUAUGUGGUGACAAGAACAGUUGUUUGAAUACAUAGAUUUUUUCAAA
Daucus carota subsp. sativus is the source of this 1184-nucleotide messenger RNA. RefSeq lists its product as uncharacterized. The transcript is spliced from 2 exons. NCBI's taxonomy places the organism in Eukaryota, Viridiplantae, Streptophyta, Magnoliopsida, Apiales, Apiaceae. Bases 111 to 1031 code for a protein of 306 amino acids. The record is from RefSeq and is a predicted model, not a curated record.